Gordionus sp. m RMFG-2023 is the source of this 1272-nucleotide messenger RNA. RefSeq names its product excitatory amino acid transporter 1-like. Gene Ontology annotation, molecular function: glutamate:sodium symporter activity; L-glutamate transmembrane transporter activity; neutral L-amino acid transmembrane transporter activity. Bases 1 to 1272 code for a protein of 423 amino acids. The transcript has 8 exons. Gene Ontology annotation, biological process: L-glutamate transmembrane transport. Gene Ontology annotation, cellular component: plasma membrane. The record is from RefSeq and is a predicted model, not a curated record. Lineage: Eukaryota; Metazoa; Nematomorpha; Gordioida; Chordodea; Parachordodidae.
AUGGAAAAAAUUAUAAGUUUAAUAAAAGGCUUGAAAAACACAUCGAAGGAAUCCCUACUCUUGAUCAGCUUGAUUUGUUCGGUUAUAGUAGGCGGAAUAUUUUUCGUUACCGAAUUAGAUUUGGGGCCUCGAAUUAAUAGAUUUAUAGCUCUACCGGGACAGCUGUUUGUAGCCAUCUUAAAUUUCAUCUCUAUCCCCCUCAUUUUUAUCAAUCUAUUAGUAAGUUUGGGAAGAUUUACCACGAAAUUUUCGGGAAAGCUUUCGUUAUGGCUUUUACUUUGGUGCUUAAUAUCUAGUUUCAUGGUAUGCCUAUUUUCUCUGGUCUACAACAUAAUUUUAUCCCCGGCUUAUUCGUUGAACCCUAUGGCCAAACCGCCCGAAAUCACUCAUGAUUGGGUAGUGGCUGAUAUUUUCUACGAUAUAUUCCGAAAUCUCGUCCCUGAUCAUUGUAUAACGCUCUUUUUCAAGCAAUUUAAAACUGACGUGAAAAAGAAGAAAAUAUAUGUAAACGCCACUCAAGCUAUGGUGGAAAGCGUCGAAAUUUUGAACAGUUCUAUUGCGAGGCCAAAUUUAUUCGGUAUCUUAGCUGUAGCCAUGAUGUUUGGAAUAACUUUAGCGACUUUUAAGGAGAAAGCUAAACCGUUAAUCGAUAUACUCAUAGCUGCUAACGUUAUGCUCAUGGAAAUGGCCGAAUAUAUAAUGUGGAUUUCUCCGAUCGGUAACUUUUGCCUCAUAAUCGAAAAAGUUAUGGCACAUAGUAAGGAGAUAAAAUUUUACGCCUGGGAUAUCUUCAUGGCACUUGUCCUGAAUAUAAGUGGUUUAUUGAUAGUGUCCACAUUCGGAAUGUGCACUGUGUAUUUUGUGUACGCGCAUCGUAAUCCGAUUCCUUUAUUUAAAAACUCGAGGGAAUCUAUCGUUACCGCUUUAACCACGGCAUCCAGCUCCUCGUGUUUACCAUACACUAUCAAGGCCUGCAUCAAUUCAGGGGUCAAUUCCAAAAUAUCUCAAUUUGCCUGCACUUUUGGAAAUAUUCUUAAUAAAAAUGGAACAUCCUUUUUUAUCGUAAGCGUGGCGUGUUUCGCUUCCAAAAAAAGUGGACGUUCUUUGUCGAUAAAUCAAAUCGUCACGAUAUGUUUAGCUUCAACUGCUAUAAGUAUGGGAACCGCCGGAAUUCCAUUCGCCGGUAUAACAGCUGCGACAAUCGUCAUGGAAGUCUCUUUACUGCCUAGAGCGGCUAUAGAUAGUAUAAUUGUGAUAGAUUGGCUACUGUAA